This is a messenger RNA of Colias croceus (clouded yellow), 678 nucleotides long. RefSeq lists its product as uncharacterized. The coding region runs from base 1 to 678 and encodes 225 amino acids. Lineage: Eukaryota; Metazoa; Arthropoda; Insecta; Lepidoptera; Pieridae. The transcript is spliced from 2 exons. The record is from RefSeq and is a predicted model, not a curated record.
AUGGACAACCAAUCACAUUCUAAUACUAAUUUAUCACAAAGCAGUGAAAAUGCAGCGCAUAUUUAUAUUAAUAACUACGAAUUGCCCAUACGCUAUGAAGAUACAAGUACAGUCAAAGACGAACCUUCACUAAAAACUUUGCUCGAAAAAAAUUACGAAACUUUAAGUAAAGUAAAGCGUAGCAUGUCAUUAGAUGAUAUAAAAGAGGAGAACGCAGAGGAUAUUAUUAGGAUAAGUUCUGGCGAUGAUGAAACAGACUUUUUAGAAACAAUAUCGUUAGAUAGCGAUAGGUUAAGUUACCAUUCGUCUGAUUUCGAAUUUAUUGACGAAGAUGAAGCUAAAACUUGUGGUCUGUAUUCACAAAAUAAAAACAUAAACGAGUAUAAACUUCGGCCAAUUAAUAAAAACCAUGUAAUUCCACAAGGAAAUGAUUAUUUGGAAUUAUUUCAAGGACGUUACACUCCGUAUCCGAGAACGGAUAUGGAAAAUAAAUGUACAAAAUCGAGAUUUCCUAUGCAUGUCGGGUGUAAUGGGAUCGGUUUUAAUAUGUACGGUAUGCCACAGAACGUCUCUGAUGAACUAAGAAAUGAAGCAGCUGAAAACGCUAAGAAAAUUCGUCAAAUGUACCCAGCAGAAAACAUGCAAAAAAGACGUCGACCGCGACGCUAUUAUAGAUAA